This is a messenger RNA of Musca vetustissima, 473 nucleotides long. Its product is annotated as homeotic protein caudal-like. Gene Ontology annotation, cellular component: nucleus. Gene Ontology annotation, molecular function: RNA polymerase II transcription regulatory region sequence-specific DNA binding; DNA-binding transcription factor activity, RNA polymerase II-specific. The annotation marks the transcript as partial. NCBI's taxonomy places the organism in Eukaryota, Metazoa, Arthropoda, Insecta, Diptera, Muscidae. Gene Ontology annotation, biological process: cell differentiation; animal organ morphogenesis; regulation of transcription by RNA polymerase II. The transcript has a single exon. The record is from RefSeq and is a predicted model, not a curated record.
GCAGGUAAAACCCGUACCAAGGAUAAAUAUCGCGUAGUCUACACCGAUUUCCAACGCCUAGAAUUGGAGAAAGAAUAUUGUACAUCACGUUACAUCACCAUACGACGCAAAACCGAAUUGGCACAAACCCUAUCGCUGUCGGAACGUCAAGUGAAAAUAUGGUUUCAAAAUCGUCGCGCUAAAGAGCGUAAACAAAAUAAAAAAGUCAGCGAACCGACUAUUGGUGGAGUGCAACAUCCCGACUAUGCUAAUUUAAUGGAUACCAAACCGAAAUUGGAACCCGGUCUACAUUUACAACAUUCCCUGCAUUCGAUGAGUUCAAUGGCUGCCAUGGGUAUGCCAACAAUGCGUCUGCAUCCACAUUUGCAUGGCCAUCAUGCGCUGGCUGUGAGCGCCGCCCAUUCUCAUCAGUUGCAUCAACCGUCACAUGCUCAGAUAUCGGCUGCGGUGGGUAGUUUAUCGAUGUGACAACC